Fomitiporia mediterranea MF3/22 is the source of this 1320-nucleotide messenger RNA. RefSeq lists its product as uncharacterized. The record is from RefSeq and is a predicted model, not a curated record. The coding region runs from base 1 to 1320 and encodes 439 amino acids. The transcript has a single exon. NCBI's taxonomy places the organism in Eukaryota, Fungi, Basidiomycota, Agaricomycetes, Hymenochaetales, Hymenochaetaceae.
AUGGACUUCCGCCCGAUUGGCAUUAAUUCCCUCCCGGUGGAAAUACUCUGCGACAUCUUUCUCAAAUGGGAUCGCGAUGCGCGUCGAAGAUACGAUUGUCAGGUACCAUUGACAAUUUCGAGGGUUUGUCGAUAUUGGCGUGAUGUCUCUCUGUCACUCAGAGUUCUCUGGACAUACAUAGAUAUUUGCAUCAGCGGUAGAGCUCGAGAAAGGUAUAUCGAAUUUUUCGAAACAUGGCUUCGCAGGUCCAACGGUGCACCACUUAAGCUCGUCGUCAAAUUUGAUCUCACGUACAACCGAUCUCUCGAGGAUAAUCGAGUAGCUGAACGCGUUGUGUGUAUAUUGAUUUCUCACCAAUGGCACUGGGAGAAAGUCCAAUUUAAUUGGAAAUUUUCGGCGUCUCCUGGCUUCCCGGGUAUAAUACUUACACAAACGCCAAUGCUCACCAAACUUAAAUUACACGUCGAGCUCAUAAACGGGUGGGUCAGUGGAAGUUUCAAUCUGGCACAGGCUUCAAAGCUUGAGUAUGUGGAACUUAGGUUCCCGUUGUCUCUCGAAUUUGCAGACAAGUCAAUGAUAACUACGCUGCAUUCACUUUAUUCUUAUUUGGAUCCACAACAAUGCCGUAAGCUUCUCGAGGCGGCACCAAAUUUGAAGGAAGUUUUUAUUAACAGUAGAUUUGGACCGACUGAUGAGGUGGAGCGUUUUGUCAUCUCGCAUAGCCUCGAGAGGAUCGAUUUGACUGGUCCUGCAUCACACAUAAUAAUGGAUAAACUGGUCCUCCCUGCCUUAAUGGAGCUUCUCUACAAAGAUUUCGCUUCCAGAAAUGGUGGUGACCUAACGGGCUUUAUUCGACGCUCCUUACCACCGUUAACCAGGUUGACCGUCAGUUGUGUAGGAGCGGCGACACUUACGUCCAUCCUCCCACUCCUCCCCCUGCUUCGAACACUCGUAAUGAGGGAAAGCACUAUUUCAGCAGAACUCUUCGAGCUUCUUACCGUACCAAGCGGAGCGAGUACGAAUUAUCAUGCUAGGUAUAGGAAUAAUCGAAUCAUAUGCCCCGAUCUGCUAUGUUUUGAGUUCUUUUGGGAUUACUCUGUUGAAGGGAACUUUCGUGAAUGCAUUGAUGCUUUAUGCACAAUGUUAGAGUCACGUUGGGAUGAUUUGAUAAUUUGCGAUCAUCCGACUGACAUCCUUGGGCCCCACUCUCCCCUUUCUUCGGCUGACCGUAGAAAAUUGUGGACCCGCAUUGCAGAUGGGCAACCAUUUUGUGCGUCCGCACCCAUCCCGAGACGGCAUAGAGUUUUAGGAAUUACAUGA